AUGCCUUCCACUUCCUUCUGCGCGGCCCUGUUGACCAGCGGCUUCGCGGUUCGCACAGCGCUCGCCUACACCCAGGUCAACGUCCCGUCCCCUUUCAUGAACAAGAACAUCGAUCCCAUCGUCUUCCCGGGCUCCUACUCAUCCUCCCAUCUGCACUCCUUCUACGGCUCCGAUGGCGUGACCGCUUCGACUACGAAGAGCAGGCAGAUCAAGAAAGACACUUGCACCAAUGCCGAGAACCCGAAUGAUCUGUCCGUCUACUGGACGCCGACUCUACUCUACCAGUCUGGCGAUGACUGGGAGCCCGUUCCGGUGAUGCGCUUCAGCGCUUACUACGGUCUCGGCGACGAGCCAGCGGAGAUCCCUAUCCCCCGCAACCUCAUGAUGCUUGCCGGUAACAGCAAAGCCACCACGCCGGACGAGAUGGUCCCAGAGGCCCACGCCGAGUGGUUCUGCGAAGGCGACGAAGACGCUGGCUCGGAUGCGAACGGGUUCCCUAGUCAAACGUGCUCCACGCACAUGCAGCAGCUGCUCUACUUCCCCAACUGCGUCAACACCGAGACCUUGGAGACUGCCUACAAAGACGGCGAGCCAGGCAGCUACCACGACUGCCCCGCCGGCAUGCAAGCCAUGCCCCAACUCCGCUUCUCCAUCCGCUACGACCUGCGCGAAGUCGUCUCCGGCGGCUGGUCCGGCACCGCGCCCGUCAAGCUCGCCUCCGGCAACGCCUACAGCAGCCACGGCGACUUCAUCAACGGCUGGACGAAAGAAGGCAACGCCAACCUCGUCUUGGCCAUGCAGAGCAAGGACUCGUACAUCUCUGUCAACGGCGACCGCGGCAACGAUGGCGACACCAUGGACUGCGAGGCUGUGGACGCCGAGCCGGAUAUGGGGACGAGCGAUUAUGCGGAGAGUGUGUCGAUGAUGAGCAAGAGGUCUGUGCCGGCUUUGGGGUGGAGCUCGAAGAGCAGGUUUGCCCGCAAGGCUUGA
Messenger RNA from Saxophila tyrrhenica, 990 nucleotides. RefSeq lists its product as uncharacterized. The record is from RefSeq and is a predicted model, not a curated record. Lineage: Eukaryota; Fungi; Ascomycota; Dothideomycetes; Mycosphaerellales; Extremaceae. Bases 1 to 990 code for a protein of 329 amino acids. The transcript is spliced from 2 exons.